GGGUUCUCUUAUCAAAAAUCCAGAUUCACAUUGAAAAAUAAGUCCUAUAUUGUUUAGGAUUUGGUCUAGUUUGUUUAAUUCAUGUCUAAAUAGAUUUUCUAUUCCUAGUUAAAGUGGGAAUUAUAUCAUUAUAAAUAUGGGUGUUUUGAAGAGAUUAAGAGUGAAUGAAAUCAAAACCUCCUACGUCUUUCUCUAUAUAGUUUGCUAGAUUUUCUUCUAUACAGCCAUAUAUAUAUAUAUAUUGCCAUCAUGGAGAGAAGCUUAACAAGCAAACCAGUAUGGAAAAAUUACCAGGUUAUUAGCGGCCAUUCGGGAUGGGUGCGAUCAGUUGCGGUGGAUCCUAGUAAUACUUGGUUCUGUACAGGUUCUGCAGAUCGUACUAUCAAGAUAUGGGAUCUAGCAAGUGGUAGGCUAAAGGUCACGUUAACAGGUCAUGUUGAGCAAAUAAGAGGCCUUGCUGUUAGCAACAAAAACACAUACAUGUUCUCGGCUGGCGAUGAUAAGCAAGUUAAAUGCUGGGAUCUCGAACAAAAUAAGGCAGUCCACUCCUUUCAGGGCCAUCUGAGUGGUGUUUACUGCUUGGCUCUUCAUCCCACAAUUGAUGUGUUGUUCACAGGGGGUAGGGAUUGUGUCUGUAGGAUGUGGGAUAUUCGAAGCAAAACUCAAAUCCAUGCUCUGUCCGGACAUGGAAACACUGUUUCCUCCGUUUUAACUCGGCCACUGGAUCCUCAAGUUGUGACUGGCUCUCACGACUCAACCAUAACGUUAUGGGACAUUAGAUAUGGUAAGGUGAUGACAACACUCACACAUCACAAUAAAUCAGUCCGAGCAAUAGCUCAGCAUCCCAAGGAAGAUUAUGCUUUUGCUUCUGCAUCAACUGACGGCAACAUAAAGAAAUUCAAUCUUCCAAAAGGAGAAUUUUUGCAUGAUAUGCUUCCGCAACAGAAGACCAUAAUUAAUGCAAUGGCGGUCAAUGAUGCAGGUGUAAUGGCCACAGGAGGUGACAAUGGAAGCUUGUGGUUUUGGGAUUGGACAAGCGGUCACAAUGUCCAGCAAGCUCAAACAAUGGUUCAACCUGGAUCUUCGGAUAGUGAGGCUGGUAUCUAUGCCCUCGCCUAUGAUGUGACUGGCACGAGACUUAUUAGUUGUGAAGCUGACAAGACCAUCAAGAUGUGGAAGCAAGAUGAAACUGCUACACUAGAAAUUUGAAUGGUGUUAGAGAAUAUAUUUAGUCUCCACCGUUGCUCGCAGAAUAAUAGUAUUUCCAUUUGUUUUUGGUUUACGCGCUGAUGUUUUGUUUUAAUUCCAAGUUUCUUCAGGCAGAUUGCUUAAUUUGUUUCCUGCAGUUUCCUUUUCUUUAUUGUUUAGUUGUUAUAGGCUAUUUGCUUUUCUUUUCUACGUGAAGCAAUAAUGGAAAAUUCACAUAUUCCAUCC
Lycium ferocissimum is the source of this 1434-nucleotide messenger RNA. RefSeq names its product protein pleiotropic regulatory locus 1-like. Lineage: Eukaryota; Viridiplantae; Streptophyta; Magnoliopsida; Solanales; Solanaceae. The transcript has a single exon. Gene Ontology annotation, biological process: mRNA splicing, via spliceosome. Bases 250 to 1209 code for a protein of 319 amino acids. The record is from RefSeq and is a predicted model, not a curated record. Gene Ontology annotation, cellular component: Prp19 complex; precatalytic spliceosome; catalytic step 2 spliceosome. Gene Ontology annotation, molecular function: protein binding.